GGUUUCCUCGAAAAAUGAUAGAGUGGGAGGCAGCGUUAUACCGUGGAAGUCACCGCAGCAAAUUAGAAGUCGCAAGCACGCAGCCAGAGAAGACAGCCAGAGUUCUGGUCAGAGACGACGGAGAAAAGCAAAGCUGGAAAAUUCAAUUCAACUUUCAACUAUUGUGUAACCCGCCACGAUAAAUUCAAGUCAGAGCCCAACUGAAAAAAGGAGAAGGUGGUGGCGAAUCGGAAUCGAGUUAUAAUGAAACCAAACAGUGUUACUUGGUGGCUAUGUUCGAUCAUUUGCAUACUUUUAGUUUGUGUUCAAUUUCAAGGGUGUGUGGGAUCCAAGACCAAGAGAACGGAUGAAGCUUACGUCACUCUUUUGUACGGAGACGAAUUCUUGUUGGGUGUUCGAGUUCUGGGAAAAUCAAUACGCAACACUGGAUCCAGCAAGGAUAUGGUCGUGUUGGUCUCCGAUGGUGUCUCUGAUUAUGCCAAAAACCUUCUCCGGGCUGACGGGUGGAUAGUGGAGUUGAUUAGUUUACUGGCGAAUCCUAAUCGAGUGCGUCCAAAGAGAUUUUGGGGUGUCUAUACAAAACUAAAAAUAUUUAACAUGACUGACUACAAGAAAGUUGUUUACCUUGACGCGGACACUAUUGUGGUUAAAAAUAUUGACGAUCUUUUCAAGUGUGUGAAAUUCUGUGCAAAUUUAAAGCAUUCUGAGAGGUUGAACUCGGGAGUCAUGGUGGUGGAGCCAUCUGAAACUGUUUUUAAUGACAUGAUAAGCAAAAUAAAAACUACUGCAUCUUACACAGGAGGCGAUCAGGGUUUUCUGAAUUCAUAUUUCUCUGAAUUUCCCAAUGCACAUGUUUUUGAGCCGAAUUUGAGUCCUGAGGUGUUGAAGUCCAGACCAGUUCCUGAAAUGGAGCGACUAUCCACACUGUACAAUGCUGAUGUCGGUCUUUACAUGCUCGCUAAUAAGUGGAUGGUAGACGAAAAUGAACUGCGUGUGAUUCACUAUACACUGGGCCCCCUUAAGCCUUGGGACUGGUGGACUUCUUGGCUUUUGAAACCAGUUGAUGUGUGGCAGGAUGUAAGAGAACAGCUUGAGGAAUCCCUUCCUGGAACUGGAGAGGGGCAAAAUCCUAAAGACAGUUUUCUUGUGAAAUUUCUCUUUUUGCUACCUCUAUGUGCCUUACUCUUCUUAUGCUAUCGUUCAUUUAUGAAGAAUCCUGGGCACUUCAGUUCAGUUUGUAGAAGCUCGAUAUUUGAUCAAGUUAGACACCUUUAUUAUAAGAUUAGAUCAAACGGGCCACUUUCUUAUACUAGUAUUUCAACAUCAACGACUAAUUCAAUCCAUCAGCUCUUUAAUGGCCCUCAGAACAAGGUUCCUGCUUAUUUGGGUGGUGUUUCUGUCUGUGUCUGCUUUAUGGUUGCAGUGGUGUCUCUGGGAUUAUCCCUCUUGAUUGUUCCUCGGCAAGUGAUGCCAUGGACUGGAUUGCUUUUGAUGUAUGAGUGGACAUACACAAUUUUCUUUAUACUAUUUGGAGGUUAUCUCCGUUUGAUUUAUCAGUGGGGAAAAAUGGUGGGAUCACGAGUAGCAUCCUCCUUGUCAGAUCCUGGGUCAUCCGAUCAUGAUUCUGAAAAACGUCAUCAACGAUCGUUGUCAUCUUGUGACGUUGCUACAUGGUACUAUGGUUUAGGCAUGGCUUUGUUGGCCAUUGCAGCUCCAUCAUUGCCUUGUCUUUUUGGAAUAACUGCAUUGUUUGCAAGGUUAGGUUUGAUGGUUGUUGGUGGCAUAAUAUUGGCUUCUUUCAUGACAUAUGCUUCUGAACAUCUUGCUAACCAAUCAUUUCUUAAAGGCUUUGAUGAACGUGACAUUGCUCGAAACAGCAACUUGUGUUUCCCAUGUUGAUUCCAUAACCCAUUCCCUUUUUCAAAUUACAUAAGUAACCUUGUUUUUGUGAAAAAUGUAUGUAGGGAAUUUUUGUCUAUCUUCUAGCAUUGUAAUUUUAUUUUGUCGAGGUUUUGUUGUAAUAUUAUUGGUUUUUUUAGAUGAUGACCUUAUAUUGAAAUCACACGUAAUAGAAUCUCCGAACAGUUUUACGUGGUUAAA
This is a messenger RNA of Vigna unguiculata (cowpea), 2100 nucleotides long. RefSeq names its product plant glycogenin-like starch initiation protein 6 (gene PGSIP6). Lineage: Eukaryota; Viridiplantae; Streptophyta; Magnoliopsida; Fabales; Fabaceae. The record is from RefSeq and is a predicted model, not a curated record. Gene Ontology annotation, molecular function: glycosyltransferase activity.